AUGGAGUUCCAACAUGAAAUGUUCGAUCUUUCGAGGCCGGAGGAACGCUUCCAACAUAUGAAGGUUCCCAUGCGCCGCCCUCAGGAGAUCGCUUGUUUCUCUUAUGAUGAAAACCACGAGUUCUUACUGGGUGACGCCUCUAUGUCCUACUAUUACCCGCCAAAACUACCAGCCGAUCUGAAUCCGGGCUUCGACACAUUUCGCGAGCUCAUCAAGACCGCAGAUGAGCAUCUAGAUGCUUUGCUCGAUACUAUCACUGCUCUGGAGAAAGAAAAAGGCAAGAAAUGCGAGGCCGACAUCAUCACAUGGAGAGGCAUGAUGACGAAGGCAAAUCAUGACUGCUCCCUACAUCCAGCGGGAUGGCUUCGAAAUGAAUGCGACUUGUUUCCAGUUAGGGCACAAUGUAUGAUACUCUUGAGUCUACUCCGCUUUAAACCGGAUCUACUAACGUAUUAUAGUUUCAUCGAAGAAAACAACUCUUUCAAGAAUGAGGAAAAGGAGCGGCAGUUUGCAGAGCCGCCACGACCUGGAGCGCCUUCGCAAGAGCUCAUGUGUUAUUGGGGUUACAAAUUUGAGACUCUCUCCGUCUUGAAAAAGCCCUGGGACGCUUCAACCCGUCAAGAAAUCGAGAACCGCCCCAAUGAAAUCGUGAACAACCACGCCCAAUACUGCUCGGUGGUCGCUACGCGCUUUGGGGAUUUGCGUGCGAUCCUCGGCGGGGAAGUUGAUGCCAUAUGGGACUGCAAACCAGAGCGCAAGAACGAUCAAAUUCACUGGGUGGAACUCAAAACGACAGAGGAACCAGCUCGAAACAAGUACGGCAUGCUGAAGAUGGAACGGAAGUUGCUAAAAUACUGGGCACAAUCAUUCUUGCUCGGCGUACCUACCAUCAUCGUCGGCUUCCGGGACAAAUAUGGAAUCGUUCAACGCAUCGAAGAAAUGGACACUGCUCAAAUCCCCGUUAGAGUCCAGCGUGGAUUGAAUUCGUGGAAUGCACAAGUCUGCAUCAACUUUGCUGCGUCAUUCCUUGAGUGGCUAAAACAAGUCAUCGGUGGACGAGAUGGCACGUGGAGGAUUCGCAAAGGAUCGCACGAUCCUCAAAUCAGUGUUUAUCGGCUUGAGACCGGGGGACACGGUGAUAUCCUCCCCAUCUCUUUCGAGCAGUGGCGCACCCAGACCUAG
This is a messenger RNA of Penicillium argentinense, 1182 nucleotides long. RefSeq names its product DXO/RAI1 family decapping nuclease. The record is from RefSeq and is a predicted model, not a curated record. NCBI's taxonomy places the organism in Eukaryota, Fungi, Ascomycota, Eurotiomycetes, Eurotiales, Aspergillaceae. The coding region runs from base 1 to 1182 and encodes 393 amino acids. Gene Ontology annotation, biological process: nuclear-transcribed mRNA catabolic process; NAD-cap decapping. The transcript is spliced from 8 exons. Gene Ontology annotation, cellular component: cytosol; nucleus. Gene Ontology annotation, molecular function: mRNA 5'-diphosphatase activity.